AUGUGUAAGGAGGCUGCUUCAUUGUCGUACCCGACUCUUGCAGGCAUCACGUGGGGCAAGGUGGUGUCACUGUACGCCGUGGCCGGAGCCCUGGCCGUGGACUGCGUGAGACACGGGCAGCCUGCCAUGGUUCACACUAUCGUCGACUGCCUGGGGGAGUUUGUCCGCAAAAGCCUGACAUUGUGGCUGAAGAGGAAAGGAGGCUGGACGGACAUCACAAAAUGCGUGGUGAACUCUGACCCCAGCUUCCGCUCCCAUUGGCUGGUGUCUGCCGCCUGCACCUGUUGCCAUUUCCUGAAAGCUGUCGUCUUCUACCUGCUGCGGGAGCGGUGAGGGCAGGACCCCCAGGAGGGGAGUGGGCACAGCGAGAGGAGGCUGACAGAGGCCACCAGCGCAGAUCCCCCUGCUCCUAUGCCUGUUACCAGCAUCACAGAAGCUCGUCUUUCAAGCACAGUGUCGUCGUCACUAUUCAACUCUCUCCCCCCCUCCCCCCUCCAAUAUGGGUUUAUUCUUCCCAGUACCAGGCGACCGUCCACCCUUCCAGGCUUAACAAACUACCCCCCCCCCCCGCCCCCCAAGUAGUAUUAUGGACAGGCCUCCUAUCUCUGUCUGGUUUCCUGUGAGUCAGUAGAUCCCUUGGGGGUGGGGGUGGUCUCGCACAUCCUGAUGCAUUUCCAGCUCUUCCAAAAGCAGCACCUGUGGACUGACUUUAAUACUUAAGCUGAUUUAAGUGUAAA
Paramormyrops kingsleyae is the source of this 737-nucleotide messenger RNA. The record is from RefSeq and is a predicted model, not a curated record. Lineage: Eukaryota; Metazoa; Chordata; Actinopteri; Osteoglossiformes; Mormyridae.